AUGUCGCAGCGGGAGCGGAGCCCGAGCGGCGCCGACGAGGCCGGGGAGGACGCGGAGGCCGUGGUGGCGGCGGCGCUGGCGGAGCCGGACGGUCCGGACCGGUGCUUGUCGCUGCUCCCAUGGGACCGUUUCUCGGCCUGGCUGCACUGCGUGUGUGUGGUGGGCUUCGACCUGGAGCUGGGCCAGGCCGUGGAGGUAAUAUAUCCUCCACAUUCAAAACUCACAGAUAAGGAGAAAACCAAUAUUUGCUAUUUGUCUUUUCCAGAUUCUAAUUCAGGUUGUCUUGGGGACACACAGUUUUGUUUUAGAUUUCGACGGUCUACUGGAAGGAAAGUCUCGUUGUGUUGUUUUCUGGACCAAUUGGAUAGAGAUCUACCAGUUUACUUAAAGAAAGAUCCAGCAUAUUACUACGGCUAUGUAUACUUCAGACAAGUUAGAGACAAAUCAUUAAAGAGAGGCUACUUCCAGAAGUCACUGGUCCUCAUCAGCAAACUACCCUAUGUCCACCUCUUUCGCACCAUGCUCAAGCAAAUAGCACCAGAAUAUUUUGAAAAAACUGAAGCUUUCCUGGAAGCAGUUUGUAGUGAUGUUGAUCGUUGGCCAGCACCAAUCCCAGGGAAAAUACUGCAUUUGCCCAUUAUGGGCAUUAUAAUGAAGUUGCGGAUUCCAACAUAUCGUGACAAGCCUGGAACAACGCCAAUAGUACAGAAUAUGCACCAGGCAGAUGCUCAGAUCUCUCUGGCUUUACCGACUGUUCAUGAAGUAGACCUUUUCAGGUGUUUGUGUCCAGUGUUCUUUCACAUUCAGAUGCUUUGGGAACUAGUACUGCUAGGAGAACCACUAGUUGUGAUGGCACCCUCACCAUCAGAAUCUUCAGAAACCGUGCUGGCACUUGUUAGCUGUAUUUCACCGUUAAAGUACUGCAGUGAUUUCAGGCCAUACUUCACCAUACAUGACAGUGAAUUCAAAGAAUACACGACUCGCACACAAGCCCCACCAUCUGUCAUUCUAGGGGUGACGAAUCCUUUUUUUGCUAAAACACUUCAGCACUGGCCUCACAUUAUCCGAAUUGGAGAUAUUAAACUUCCAGGUGAAGUUCCAAAGCAGGUGAAAGUGAAAAAACUGAAGAACCUAAAAACUUUGGACUCCAAACCUGGUGUUUAUACCUCUUACAAGCCAUACUUGAACAAGGAUGAAGAAAUUGUUAAACAGUUACAAAAGGGUGUGCAACAGAAACGUCCUACAGAAGCUCAGAGUGUGAUUCUUCGGCGGUAUUUUUUGGAAUUGACAGAGAGCUUCAUUAUUCCAUUAGAACGUUAUGUGGCAAGCCUAAUGCCUUUGCAAAAAUGCAUAUCACCAUGGAAGAGUCCACCACAGCUGAGGCAGUUUAGCCAAGAUGAUUUCCUGAAGACACUGGAAAAAGCAGGACCACAGCUCACAUCAGGUUUAAAAGGAGACUGGAUAGGACUUUACAGGCAUUUUUUAAAAUCACCCAACUUUGAUGGUUGGUUUAGGAGCCGGCAGAAGGAAAUGACACAGAAGUUGGAGGCCCUUCAUUUAGAAGCACUGUGUAAUGAGAACUUGGUUUUCUGGAGUCAGAAGCACAGUGAAGUAGAAACGGUAGAUCUUGUCUUAAAGUUAAAGAAUAAAUUGUUGCAGGCUGACAGAGAACAGCUUCCUGUGAAAACUGACACACUGAAGAAGCUGCAGACACACAUCAAUGAUAUUAUACUAGCACUUCCAGAUGACUUACAGGACAUCUUGCUCAAAACUGGCACAACAUGAUUUCUCCUGGAAUUCUUUUUGUGCAGAAAACAAAAGGCAAAUGCUGUUUCACAGAAGACAGUGGCUUACCAGCUUUGGAACAUGGCUCUAAAUAAUACCUUAACACUACAAGUGGACUGUACUAAUGGUAUAGCUCACUAUACUAUUUUCACUGUUUUUUUCCACUUAAAUCCCAAUGCAGCUAAAGGAAUUCCUGUGUCUAAUACUGUUUGAAUUAAGUGCUCUUAAAGAAAACAAUCUGUGGGCAUAUGAAACUAUACCACAGUAUAGGACCACGGUGCAGUGCUGGCAUUGCAGAAUGUUUUCCAAUUGGUGCUGCUAUACCCGAUGCUGUUAACUCAGGGUUGAGCAAUAUUGAUCUUGUUGAUCAUCCUUUUGAUGUAGUACUACCAGAUUGUUUGUUUUUAAUUUUGGUUUUCAUCUGGUGAUAAGCCCAGCUGGCAUAUUAUGUGUCUUGGUCAGAAUACAUGAUAGUUGAGGUAUUUUAGUGGUAAAUUAUUGCUUUCAAAAUUGUUUCAGGUACAGCUGAAAUGAUCAGAUCAGUCCUUUCUCCUUACCAUCUUUACAAAACCUUAUUCAUCUUGCAUCUUUAAAGCCAAGGCAGCUGAUAAAAAUUUCCUGAAAAGAAAUCUCCUCAAUUCAAUGUCCGUUAAUUAGGGUGUUCUUACAUGCCUUAAAUAUAAAGUAAUUGUAUACUAAUUGGUGGUUUUAAACUGCUGACAUUCUAGAUUUAAAGUGGAUCACUAGUGUAAAUGUAAGUAGACAGUGUUCAUCACAGGACAUAAGUACAGUGGUGUUCUAAUACAGGUUUUACAAUCAGUGCUUUCAAUAGAAUUAGCUAAUACACAAUCUGUUUCAGAUGGAGAUCAUAGCAGUCAGUUCCUGUUAUAAAUUUAUGUUUUCUUACUUACACCAGUAGGUGUUUGAGGAGAUAAUGAGGCUGAAGAUAGAUGCUGUCAGCUUCAGCUGAAAAAGGCCUAUGGAAAGGUCAGACUGUGGCAUGAAAAGAUUGUAGCAUGAAAUUAUUCUCAGUAUAUGCAUAUAGCAGACAUGCACAGAAUAAUUUCCUCUUGCAUAUCAAGCAACAAGAAUGUGAUGUUUGUUUUCUUGAACAAAUUGCAGUGGUAAAUUCAGCUGCUCCACAUGCAGUGUUGUACUUUGACCAGUUUCAAGUAGAUUAAAAUUGUACACACAGCAUACAUUUUUACAUGACAAGUGGGUCACAGUUACAAAAAAAAAACCAAAACAAUUCUGCUUUUAAGUGCUUGGAUAGAUUUUUUUAAAAAUUAAGACAUAAUCCUGCUAUAAGAACUUGCUUUUAUAUAAUAAAUAUUACAUAUCUUUCUAAGUCAUAUUUGGAUAUAAAGUGUCACAACCAUAUUUUUAUGAAAGUAUGUAUUUUAAUACUGUUAUAGUUUGUAUACAAUUACUCAUGACCAAAAGUUUAAUGUAUCAUGUUACUUAAACUACACCACUUCAGCAUUAAUUUCUAACUUGCAAUUUUUUUUUUGCACAUUCUGAUGAAUAGCAGUUUUAAUCCAGAAAUCAGUAAGUGGCAAUUCUUGUACUGAAUUAUCUUAAAAUAUUUAAUCUGGAGCACUGUGUAGUUUUUUGGAACCAUGUAAACUGUUAAAAACUAUGCUAACUAUCACAUGACUGCAAAUACAUAUUUUUGUAAGAGAAAAAUAAAAGGUUUGAUUUUUAA
Molecule: messenger RNA, 3490 nt
Organism: Calypte anna (Anna's hummingbird)
Lineage: Eukaryota; Metazoa; Chordata; Aves; Apodiformes; Trochilidae
Gene: DENND6A
Product: DENN domain containing 6A
Exons: 20
Coding region: 1-1785 (594 amino acids)
Cellular component (GO): recycling endosome
Molecular function (GO): guanyl-nucleotide exchange factor activity
Source: RefSeq, a predicted model, not a curated record